AUGCAACUGAAACAAACUCUUGCUAAUGGUAAAAAGGGGGCUUUGAAUGUAGGGGCUGUUCUUAUUUUACCGGAGGGGUUUGAAUUAGCUCCUCCCGAUCGUAUUUCUCCCGAGAUGAAAGAAAAGAUAGGCAAUCUAUUUUUUCAGAGCUAUCGCCCCAAUAAAAAAAAUAUUCUUGUGAUAGGCCCUGUUCCUGGUCAGAAAUAUAGUGAAAUUAUCUUUCCUAUUCUUUCCCCGGACCCCGCUACUAAGAAAGAUGUUCACUUCUUAAAAUAUCCUAUAUACGUAGGCGGAAACAGGGGAAGGGGGCAGAUUUAUCCUGACGGGAGCAAGAGUAACAAUACAGUUUAUAAUGCUACAGCAGCAGGUAUAGUAAGCAGAAUCAUACGAAAAGAAAAAGGAGGGUACGAAAUAACCAUAACGGAUGCAUCGGAUGGACGUCAAGUGGUUGAUAUUAUCCCUCCAGGACCAGAACUUCUUGUUUCAGAAGGCGAAUCUAUCAAAUUUGAUCAACCAUUAACAAGUAAUCCUAAUGUGGGGGGAUUUGGUCAGGGAGAUGCAGAAAUAGUACUCCAAGAUCCAUUACGUGUCCAAGGCCUUUUGUUCUUCUUGGCAUCUGUUAUUUUGGCACAAAUCUUUUUGGUUCUUAAAAAGAAACAGUUCGAGAAGGUAGCAGAACGUGCUUUGUUCCUGUGGAACAACGAUCAUAUAAGGAAUCUGAUCACUCAGAACCGUAAGGUGAUCCUGCCCAUAAUUUUCCCAGCCUUGGAGGAAAACACCCAGAGUCACUGGAACCAAGCCGUGCAGAGUCUGACGUUGAAUGUGAGGAAGACAUUUUCAGAUGCUGAUCAAACACUUUUUGACGAGUGUCUAGUGAGAUUUCAAGAAGAUCAAAUCAAGGAGAAGGAGAUCCAGGAGAAGCGGGAAUCAACCUGGAGGCGUUUGGAAGAAGUGGCAGCCUCUAAAGCUGUUAGCAAUGAGGCUGUGCUUGUCUCUAGGUUCGCCUCUUCUGUUGCCAUUGCUACCAACACAAAUUCGCAAUCAUCUGUGGGCAGUUGA
Ilex paraguariensis (yerba mate) is the source of this 1059-nucleotide messenger RNA. The record is from the annotation of a GenBank genome assembly. Lineage: Eukaryota; Viridiplantae; Streptophyta; Magnoliopsida; Aquifoliales; Aquifoliaceae.